Pseudozyma flocculosa PF-1 is the source of this 1536-nucleotide messenger RNA. RefSeq lists its product as uncharacterized. NCBI's taxonomy places the organism in Eukaryota, Fungi, Basidiomycota, Ustilaginomycetes, Ustilaginales, Ustilaginaceae. The transcript has a single exon. The coding region runs from base 1 to 1536 and encodes 511 amino acids. The record is from RefSeq and is a predicted model, not a curated record.
AUGAUGGCUAGGCUGCCUCUGGUAUCCCUGCGCCUCGCGCCGUUCCGGCCAUCGGCUCGGCCCAUCGCCCGUUCGAUGCGGCGCCCGCUCUCGAUGAACGCUCCGCAGCCCUCUCCUGCGCAGCAAGGCUGGGGCCUGGCACCGAUACCGUGCUCCUUCUACCGCGGCGGGACUUCGAAAGGCCUGCUAUGGCCGGCGUCGACCUUGGCUCGGUUCCCUUCCGAUGUGCGGGACAAGAUCAUCUGCAGCGCAAUGGGAUCCCCGGACCCGGACAAGCGCCAGAUUGACGGCCUGGGAGGCGGCAUCAGCUCGCUCUCCAAGACGGCCGUCGUGGGGCCACCAUCGUCGUCGCUCAGCCGCGAGGUGCAGCGGCGAGGCGACAAUCACCGCUGGGUCGGCGACGUCGGCGAGUGGAUCGACGACGAGGUCAGGGCGGCAGCAGACGACGCCGGCGGCUGGGACGUCGUCUACCGCUUCGGACAGGUCCCCGUCGAGAAGGGCAAUCAGAUCGACUGGUCGAGCACCUGCGGCAACCUCGUUUCGGCCGUGGCGCUCUUUGCACUUCAGGAAGGCGUCGUCCCGCAGGCAAAGGUCCGGGCCCACUUUGCUAGGACUCAGCCCGCGCGGCCAAUCCCAGAGGACGGCGACACGACCAUGUUCCCCGUGCGCAUUCUCGCCGCUUCGUCGGGCCACAUCGUGAUCGCCAGCGUGCCCAUGAUCGCUGUGAGCAGCCGCGGCCAGGCGGGACGGCAAGUCGCCUGGCACCCCGAAGUGACGGGCACCACCACCAUCUCUGGCGUACCGGGCAAGGCGCCCGGGAUCCUCGUCUCGACGCCCCUUGACACGUCGGUCCUCCUGCCCACCGGCCGGUCCCUCGACAGCCUGACGGUGCAGGGCCACACCUUGCCGCUGACCGUCAUCAAUGCAGGGCUGCCCACCAUCUUCCUCCCGGCCUCGUCGAUCCCAUCCUCGAUCCUUGACGCCGACGCGCUGCCGACCCUCUCGCCGUCAGACCUCGACGCCAACCGCCCUCUGAUGAACCUGCUGGAGGAGGUCCGGCAGGCGACGGCCACCCUCUCGCCGGCGCUCGCCAAAGCCAUGUCGCCGUCGGCGCCAAAGAUCUGCCUCGUCCACCCCUCGCAGCCGCAGGGCUACGCCACCACGGGCGGCCAACGGGUCGAGGGAGACGAGAUGCACAUCCUCAUCCGCGCUGUCAGCGUCGGCAACGUCCAUCGCACCGUGCCGGCCACGUGCCUCUCUGCGCUGGCGUGCGGCCGAGCGUUUGCCGAUUCGACCAUCGAGCAGGCCGUGCGGCAAUCGAGCUGCGGCCCGGCGGCGGCCGAGGACGAAGAAGGCAUCCGCAGCAUCUCGGUCGGCCAGCCGGCGGGCGUCUCUUCGGCUUCGAUCCGAUUGGUGAAAGCGGAUGGCGGAGGCGAGGUGCCGGAAUCGAUCGUCUAUUACCGCACCGCGAGGAGGAUAAUCAAGGGGAGCAUCGACGUACCGGCCGAGCUGAUACGGGAUCAUAAAGAGGAAUAG